GGACGCAGCGGGAGCUGCGGCGGGCGCGGGGCUAAUAAAAACAAAAAAUAAAGACAGGAAGAAAUGGAAAAAGCUCGUUGCUGGCGGUAACGGUGGGGGCAGAUUUGCCGUCUUUGGAGCUCAUGCAUUUCCCGGUAUGCCAUCCCGCGAUGAGCGCUGCCGGGAUUAGGUGGAUGGUCUGGGAGCCGUAAUCCCAGCCUAGUUUUCAGAACGAGCCCUUCCGUGUGAAGGAGUAAACACCGCCUCGGGCUGCUGAGUUGGUCGGUGACUAGAGGCGGUGGUGCAGCGGUGCCGUGUGUCCCUGGUUCGGAGCGGGGGCCGCAGGCGCCGCGCCCGCUCCCUCAUGGGGAGCGCCCGACUUUCCCUUGGGAUGCGGGGGGAUCGCUGGCCUCAGCAAACACCCCUGGCUAGAGUCUGCGUUCGGGCUUGGUGCAAAAUAAAUGUGUAUCGCUUCCUUACCAUGAUUUGAGGGGAAAAAUUUAAAAAAGGAUUUUGGGUGUUCUGGGAUGGUUCCUAACCCUUUCAGCAUUGAUCCUAAAUGAUGCCGAAAGCCCACGCCGCAGGGUUGCGGCCUGCCCGGCGUGAUGAGGGCUCUGGGCUGUCCAGGACACCUCUUCGGGCAUCUCCUGCGUGCCCGAGGCCGCCCCUUGUGCUAAUCCCUGCCGCGAGUCUGUGCCGAGCCUGCUCCCUGGAGCAGAGGAGGGAAAUAUUCCCUGCCUGACUCCCACCGUGUGCCCAGGGAUGCCGCCUUCGCAGGAACCAGAAACUUCAGGAGCGGCAAAACAACGUCCUAAUUUAUUAGCACGUGUUAUUAUCUGUUUGUUUAUUGAUAGGUACAGACAUGACAGAUCAUGAUGAAAUAAUGAGUGAAAAUAAUACAUUAAAAACUGGUGGUUGUAAAACACCGUCGUGGUCUAAAAUCCUCUUAAGUAAGAAAUUAGUUCCUUGUGGCACACAUAGAUUUUGUGACUGAAUUGCCAGGUCAAAUUUACUAAUGUGCUUGUUGAAAGCUGCUACAGUGGUUUAGAAAAGGGAGGAGGUGAAAUUAUUGCCUGUGCUCUUCCAGUCUCACAUUCAUUAUGGUUUGGGACUGAGAUGUGCAGCUCUGGAUUGGGUUCCUGCUUUGGUCAAGCUGUUAAUUUCUAACCUCUGUCUUGCAAAUCAGGCAGCUUAUUUUUCCAUCCAGUAAAGUUAUGAGGAGCUAGUAAAGGUAGGACAAACUUUACUAGCACUUAUUUGGUUUUGUAAAAUACAAUAUUUUUUAAAUUAUUUAAAUAUUAUUUAAUUUAAAUAUUUUUAAAAUACACUUGCCUUUCUGUCUUAGAGAAAGAUAGUUGUAUUUUAAGUGUUUUUAUUUUAUCAUAUAUACAACAGCACUGCAUGUUAGUUAAUGAUGCUUUUAAAAAUGUCCUUUAUCUUAGCUGGAGAAAAUGAUGAAACUUUAGACUUCAGCACUUCUCUCCUACUAUUCUGCUUUUCUAUUUUUUCUUGCUGCUAAUUGGAUUAAAGCUCUUUUCGCUUCUAUGGCAUCCAGUGAGGAGAUUACUGUCUGUGACGAUGAAAUAAGGUCUCGGUACAGCCACUUAGAGAAGAUGACAGAUUUGGUGGCUGUUUGGGAAGUAGCUUUAAGUGAUGGUGUUCAUAAGAUUGAAUUUGAACAUGGGACCACUUCAGGAAAGCGUGUUGUCUAUGUUGAUGGAAAGGAAGAAAUAAGAAGAGAAUGGAUGUUUAAAUUAGUGGGUAAAGAAACAUUCACUGUUGGAGCUACUAAAACUAAAGCUGCUAUUAACAUUGAUGCAGUCAGUGGCUUUGCAUAUGAAUAUACUUUGGAGAUCAAUGGAAAGAGUCUCAAGCAGUAUAUAGAAAACAGGUUAAAAACAACCAAUACUUGGAUAUUGAACUUGGGAGGGACAGACUAUAGAAUUGUCCUAGAAAAGGACACUAUGGAUGUGUGGUGCAACGGUCAAAAAAUGGAAACAGCGGGUGAAUUUGUGGAAGAUGGGACUGAAACUCACUUCACUGUUGCUGACCACAGCUGUUGCAUUAAGGCUGUCAGUAGUGGGAAACGAAAGGAAGGAAUUAUUCAUACCCUUAUUGUGGACAACAGAGAAAUCCCAGAGGCUGUGGAAUAGCCUCUGGUUAACUGAUUAUGGUGCCAAAGCAAGUUAUUACCUUCUGGUGGAGAAUACAUCCUGUGAAAUCCAGUUUGGCAAACUGAGCAACAGAACUCAGGAGGAACACUCUGGUACAAUUUUUGAGUUGUUCUGAAGCUACCAUCUACUUUUUUUAUCAUUUGUUGGAAUGCAGCAUAUAGAAGUGGAUUAUGUAUCUUUUCAAUCUGUAAAAUAAAUAACAGCUUAGCAUAAGCAGAUGGAGACUAAUUAUGAAAUCCAUAAGUGCUUUUAUUCAGGCUAUGUUCUUCAAUGCUUUAGCCUUUGCUUUAGCCUAUAAGCAUUGACCACAUAAUGGACAAAGUAUCUGCAGUGUGCAACUGAUCCAAAAAAAAGAAUCAUACCACUAGCCCAUGCCUCCCCCAUUGAAAUCACUGGGAAUAUUUCCUGGUGUACUGACUUUCAGUACUUGAGUUGUGCUGAAGAGAUUAAGUCCACCUCCUGUUCAGUAAAGCAGUGAUACCCAAGUAUGAUUCCAGCUUUAACACAUAAUCAGAUCAGAGCUCUGGCACGUUUUUAGUGUCAAGCUCACAAGAAGAAAAUAGACACUGAAUUAGUGUCCUGGAAUAUUGUACUUAAUUUACCCUACCAAUCUCAUAUUUCUC
Messenger RNA from Camarhynchus parvulus, 2776 nucleotides. RefSeq names its product Fas apoptotic inhibitory molecule (gene FAIM). Bases 1524 to 2132 code for a protein of 202 amino acids. The transcript is spliced from 6 exons. Lineage: Eukaryota; Metazoa; Chordata; Aves; Passeriformes; Thraupidae. The record is from RefSeq and is a predicted model, not a curated record. Gene Ontology annotation, biological process: positive regulation of neurogenesis; canonical NF-kappaB signal transduction; negative regulation of extrinsic apoptotic signaling pathway via death domain receptors.